AGUGUUUUUCUCUAAAAGACAUUCUCCAGGACCGUUGCAACUGCUAUUGUUAUUUACGUCUUGGCCAGUAUCCUGGGAAGCUGAAGCGUGGGGGAGGUGACCAGCUACCCAGAUAAGAGUGCAUGGGAGCAAGGCCGAGUUCGGGUUUGUGUUUCCUGAGAGUUGAAGGAGUUUGUUGUUCUUGGACUCUUGUGAUGGCCACUAUUUCUGCGAGGUCCCAACCUUUGCGAAACCGCUUGUACAUCUACAAAGGCCUACCGUGCAACUCGCUGAUGGCUGAUACGUGUUCAGACAGAACUCCCCUCCACGAGGCGGCUUGUCAAGGCCGACUCCUUCACCUCAUGAAUCUCAUGGCUCAGGGCUUCCAGGUAAACACUCUCACCCUGGAUGGAGUCUCCCCUCUUCAUGAGGCAUGCCUCACAGGUCGCUACGCGUGUGCCAGGGUCCUCUUAGACAAUGGUGCAAAUGCUCAGGCAGUGUCAGCAGAGGGCGCCACACCUCUCUUUAACUCCUGCAGCAGUGGAAAUGCGGCUUGUGUCAGACUCCUCUUACAGCACGGAGCCUCCGUCCAGCCCAACCACCAGCUGGCUUCACCCAUCCACCAAGCUGCCAGAAAAGGUCACAGAGAGUGUCUGGAGCUGCUGCUGCUGUCGAGCGGAGCCCAGAUUGAUUUUGAGAUACCAGACGUGGGGACCCCGCUGUAUGUCGCCUGCAAGGCCGCGGCAGCGGAGUGCGUGGAGCUGCUGCUGCGUUCAGGUGCAGAUGUUGGCUCUGGAUGUGGGCAGAUCAGCCCUUUGCACGCUGCGGUUUGUGCUGGAGAAGCAGACGUUGUUCARCUUCUCCUGGACUUUGGGGCAGACAGAGCCAGCAGGAAUGCAGAGGGAAAAACUCCUCUCGAUCUGUCGGCACCAAACAGCGCGGUUCGAUUUGCUCUGCAGAGGAGAGCUCCCUGCUCUCUGUCUGAGCUUUCCCGUUUCUGCGUUCGCCGCAGUCUUGGGCGACCUCGUCUUCACGAGACCUCCAGCCUCUUCCUUCCUCRCAGUAUCAAGAACUUCCUCCUCUACAAAUGACACAUCUGUUGGCUACAUUGWCCUCCCAUCAAUCAUCGAUUGUCCUUGUAAAAUAGUUACAAAAGACUAAUAUUCUCAAGGAAACUACAACUGCACAUUUGUAUGUUUUAGGAUCAUAUUGCUUUUAAAAUCAUAUUUGCUAUUUAAGCUGUACUCACAGGUUACAUUUUAAAUGACUCAGACUUUGUAUGUUUUUAAAUCUGCCUGUUWAACAUCCAUUUCUUUACAAAACCUUUAAAAGGUGAACACCACCAGUUGCGUAUCUGGAUGUUCCCUUUCUUUCUGGAACUGUUUUCUGAAACCUUUGUGGCUCCACAGGGAGCUGUCUGAAUGYCAGAUAAAUCACAGUUUGUUGUGGCUGAAGAGAARAAGCUUGAUAAAAAGMAAUAAACAUUUUGCUGAGUUUUUAAAAAAAGUGAGGCUUUUAGAAGUUAUGUCUGCAGUGCGGCAUUUUCGUAACGCAGGUUCGUUAAACACCUGAUUCAUCCCAAGAUUGUUGCACAAGGAAGGAUUUCAACAGAUGAGGAAAAUGUAAUCCUUUUAGAUAAAAAACAGCAUUCCUCCUACAAUUUGUUCUCUUAACCCUCAAUAAAAUAUUUCACAGCUGC
Poecilia reticulata (guppy) is the source of this 1678-nucleotide messenger RNA. It is a transcript of the gene asb11, whose product is annotated as ankyrin repeat and SOCS box containing 11. Gene Ontology annotation, biological process: positive regulation of protein catabolic process; protein ubiquitination. The record is from RefSeq and is a predicted model, not a curated record. Gene Ontology annotation, molecular function: protein binding. NCBI's taxonomy places the organism in Eukaryota, Metazoa, Chordata, Actinopteri, Cyprinodontiformes, Poeciliidae.